Messenger RNA from Anastrepha obliqua, 1233 nucleotides. It is a transcript of the gene Prx4, whose product is annotated as peroxiredoxin-2. Gene Ontology annotation, molecular function: thioredoxin peroxidase activity. The transcript has 4 exons. Bases 344 to 1078 code for a protein of 244 amino acids. Gene Ontology annotation, biological process: cell redox homeostasis; response to oxidative stress; hydrogen peroxide catabolic process. Gene Ontology annotation, cellular component: cytosol; endoplasmic reticulum. The record is from RefSeq and is a predicted model, not a curated record. Lineage: Eukaryota; Metazoa; Arthropoda; Insecta; Diptera; Tephritidae.
AAAUAUAAUAUUUUUCUCAUUAAAUUACUUUCUACAAUCUGUGUCAUUUAUUAGACUUCAAUGAAAGCAAUUAUAAACAAUCUGGCUAUCGUUUGUUUUUGUUCUCAUGUUUGCUUCCGUCAUCAUUUUUUGUAUCGUGGCACGCAUUUCUAGCGUAGUGAUAAGCGAUUAUUUACCUUAAAUCAGCCGGCAAUACUUUGGUGUAUUUAUCAAUAACACAUAGUGCCUAACUUAAGUUCUUGAUUUAUAACCAUUAUCACAUUGUUAAAAAGUGCUUGCGUGGCUUACAUACUCAUUUUUAUUACAAACUAAUAUUUGUAGACAACAGACGUUCCCACGCACAAUGAUGCCAAAAAUUUACGUUGUUAGUUUACUAUGCGCAGUAUUAGCAUCCGUUUCAAGUUAUGAGAAGAGCGGUUCGUGCUACUCCUUUGCCGAUGGCUCUGUGUAUCCUUCUGAAGGGCCCCGAGGUGAUCACAAGCUACAAACUACUAAGGCUGUCAUAUCUAAACCAGCUCCACCGUUUGAGGGUACUGCCGUAGUCAAAGGCGAUUUCAUCAAAUUAUCACUUUCCCAAUAUAAGGGGAAAUACGUAGUUCUUCUUUUUUACCCACUUGACUUCACUUUUGUAUGUCCGACUGAAAUUAUUGCUUUUUCGGAUCGUAUUGAAGAGUUCCGUAAAAUCAAUGCUGAGGUUGUGGCUGUCAGUGUUGACUCACACUUUACACACUUGGCUUGGAUCAAUACACCACGAAAGGAGGGAGGCCUUGGAUAUGUGAAAAUUCCAUUGCUUUCUGAUUUAACGCAUAAAAUCAGCAGAGACUAUGGUGUUUAUUUAGAAGAUUUGGGCCAUACGCUCCGUGGUCUCUUUAUCAUCGACCAUCGUGGCAUUUUACGGCAAAUAACAAUGAAUGAUUUGCCAGUAGGACGCUCAGUAGACGAAACAAUUCGCUUGGUGCAGGCAUUCCAAUAUACGGAUACCCAUGGAGAAGUAUGCCCCGCGGGCUGGAAGCCUGGUGCAGACACGAUCGUUCCCGAUCCAAAAGAGAAGACGAAAUAUUUCCAAAAAAACAACUAAAAUUCAUAAGGUCGUGUUUACUCUACCUCCUCAUAUAUUUGGUAUAUGUAUUCCAAAAUUUCUUAUUUUUUUACAAAUACUGAUUGGAUAUCAAAUUUAGAAACCAAUAAAAUUGGAUCUAAUAAAUAAAGAAAAAUAGUUUUAUAAGAAGUUAA